GACAUCUCCGCCUCCCAAAACGCGCUCAACGCGCUCUCGCCCGCCGCCCGCCCCUCGCCGCUCACCGCCUCCUGCCCCCGGCCCAUCCCCAACUCCUACUGGGCGACGCCCCUCCUCCUCGCGUGCGAGUACCCCUGGGCGCCCGGGUGCCGCCUCGUCCCGCCCAAGCUCGACGCGCUCCUCGCCGCCGGCGUGCGCACCUUCAUCGACCUCACCGACCCGGGCGAGCUCCAGCCGUACGCCGGCGCCGCGCUCGCCUCCCGCGCCUCGCACCUCCGCAUCGACCCCUCCACGCUCGAAUACCACAACUUCCCCAUCCACGACCGCUCCCUGCCCUCCUCCGUCGAGUACAUGUGCGGCAUACUCCGCGUCCUGCGCGACAACGAAGCGAGGGGCCGGAUCGCGGCCGUGCACUGCAGGGGGGGGAUAGGCAGGACGGGCAUGGUCGUCGGGUGCUGGCUCGUGGAGCGCGGGAUCGCGCGGGACGGCGCGGAGGCGCUCGAGAUGAUCGCGCGCGAGUGGAAGACGGUCGCGAAGUGCGAUCGGUACCCGCACAGUCCGGAGACGGGCCCCCAGUUUGAGUUCGUACGGACCUUCGUCCCG
This is a messenger RNA of Punctularia strigosozonata HHB-11173 SS5, 603 nucleotides long. RefSeq lists its product as uncharacterized. The record is from RefSeq and is a predicted model, not a curated record. The annotation marks the transcript as partial. Lineage: Eukaryota; Fungi; Basidiomycota; Agaricomycetes; Corticiales; Punctulariaceae. Gene Ontology annotation, molecular function: phosphatase activity. Gene Ontology annotation, biological process: dephosphorylation. The transcript has a single exon.